CCCCUUCUACGUGUACAUUCAAAACACGGCGGCUUUGAAUUUAGUUUUCUGGUGACUCUUUAAAGUUAAUUGUGUUUAUCAAAUCAAUUAUUAAUAAACAUGUUUUCUAAAAUUAGUUCAAUUGUAAUUUUUCUAUCUUUUCUUGGUAUCACCCUAGGUUGCCAAGUCGGUGAUGUUCAAUCAUCUUCCUAUUCAACCACUGAUGGACUUGUCAUCUCUGAGACAGCCUAUGUUGUUAAUUUCAAUGUUAACUGCAAAGACGCAGCUAAGCCUGAUUCUUUAGUACUUUAUGCUGAUAUUGGUAACAAUAAAAUUUUACCGGUAGCCAAGUCGAGUGAUGGAAGUCGAUUCCAAGUUUCAUGGACUGCUGAUUUGGCAAAAUCAUACUCUGCCAGUUAUGAGAUUAAAAUUCAUGACGAAGAAGGAUUGAGUAAUUUGAAGAGAGCUCAAAGAAAAGAGAGCAAAGAAGAUGUUACUCCAUUAUUUAAAAUCAAUUUCUCUCAUCCCGGAACUUACCGAGGUCCAUGGUUGCAAACUGAAUUGAUUGCCACCGUUAUUUCAAUUCUUGUCUGGUGGGUUGCAUAUUCCCAUAAAUCAAAGUUGGAUUGAUAAUUUAAGAAUAUAUUUGUAUAUUCCUACAUAGACUUAUUAUUUGAAUUUUAAUAAAACGCGAAAUAAUAUCGUGCUCUACUUUAGUAAA
Tetranychus urticae (two-spotted spider mite) is the source of this 700-nucleotide messenger RNA. It is a transcript of the gene Tapdelta, whose product is annotated as Translocon-associated protein delta. Gene Ontology annotation, cellular component: membrane; endoplasmic reticulum; endomembrane system. The record is from RefSeq and is a predicted model, not a curated record. Lineage: Eukaryota; Metazoa; Arthropoda; Arachnida; Trombidiformes; Tetranychidae.